Messenger RNA from Drosophila miranda, 451 nucleotides. RefSeq names its product glycine-rich cell wall structural protein 1. NCBI's taxonomy places the organism in Eukaryota, Metazoa, Arthropoda, Insecta, Diptera, Drosophilidae. Bases 46 to 384 code for a protein of 112 amino acids. The transcript has a single exon. The record is from RefSeq and is a predicted model, not a curated record.
UCUAUCACAUCAGCAGCAAUCUACUCGCACCAUCCCAGCCAAAAGAUGAAUUUCCUCAGCCUCGCCCUCAUCGUUGUCGUCUGUGCCGUGAGCAGCAGUUGGAGCCUUCCCGUGGAGCUGGAUACCGGCGCCAUCAGCCUGCUGGAUCUGGAGGCAGAACAACAACCGCUUGUAGAUGGGACAGAGGCCGAACGUGUGGCGCGUGGACUGGGCGGCUUUGGCGGACUCGGUGGCAAGUUUGGCGGCCUGGGAGGAGGACUGGGUGGGCUCAAGGGAGGAUUUGGCGGAGGACUGGGACACGGCUUUGGCGGCGGCUUCGGCGGACAUGGCUUUGGCGGCGGCUUCGGUAGCUUCAAAGGACUGUUUGACAAGAAGUUCCGAUAACUCCGAUGAUCGCGAUAUCCUAGCUGUAGAUCAUGUUUAUUUUGUAAUAAAUUUUAUUUAAGUGAAA